This is a messenger RNA of Plectropomus leopardus (leopard coralgrouper), 1368 nucleotides long. It is a transcript of the gene faap24, whose product is annotated as FA core complex associated protein 24. Lineage: Eukaryota; Metazoa; Chordata; Actinopteri; Perciformes; Serranidae. Gene Ontology annotation, cellular component: Fanconi anaemia nuclear complex. The record is from RefSeq and is a predicted model, not a curated record. Gene Ontology annotation, biological process: interstrand cross-link repair. Gene Ontology annotation, molecular function: chromatin binding.
CAUUUGGAUGAUUUGGAGGCAAGAAAACAAAACAAUAAUUUCAGUUCGCCUGCAUGACUGAAGUUAUCUGUCGAUACGAACCAUCCCGAGAGAGUUACAGACGUGUGUAUUUAAGCGUAUGGAGACGGUGACACGGCUGUGACCUCAUGGAGAGCAAAGCGCCUGUUGUGCUGAACGCGGUUCCUCCUUACGGACAUGUUAUUGCCAGCGAGAGAUGGAGAAACUCAUCCCUCAUUCAAAGCUUAAAGGAUGGAGGAGUGAAAAUCCUCUUUGAGAAUGAGCUCGGUGUUGCAGAUUUCCUCCUGCCCAACAAAAGCUGCAUCCUGUACGUAUCUGAGUGUGACAUCAUAGCGGGAAACAGCUUCAAGAGGAAACUGGUCCGCUACAGAAAUAGGAGCAGUAGUUUCCAGGAGCUGGUGCUGGUGGAGAACACCAGACUCAGUGAGCAGUACUUCUCAGCUGUGCAGAAGUUUGUGGUGUUCGACCUCGGCUUGACUUUGCUGCCUGUCAGCGGGCAGACUGAGGCCUCGCAGCUCAUCUUGCAGUUUGUUCACGGGGAGGGCAGAGAGAACCCCUUUAGGAGGAGAACUUCGUCUCGGCUGUUGGACCUGCUGGUGCUGGCUCUGGUGCAGCAUGUCCCCGGGGUCGGCAGGGUCAAAGCUGUGGCCCUCCUGCAGCAGUUCUCUAACAUCCAGCAGCUCUGCAACGCCACCCCCGCUGAGCUGGAGCCCAUUGUGGGUCAGGCUGCAGCUCAGCAGAUCCACAGUUUCUUUCACAAAGUCACGGCUGCUGGAACCUGAGGGCGCCGCUCUGUGUCUGGGAGGUCUGGAUACUCUGGCUGGACACCAGCUACAGACUUUUAAGAAACAACAUCUGUUUACUGCUGUCUGUGUGGACGGACACAUUUCUGAGAUAUUUCAGUCCGGACCUAUGUAGAGGAUCAACACUCAUGGGCAUCCACAGAGCCCAUGCAGUUAGUUUUAGUUUAGUUUUGCACUUUUGCAUCCACAAUAAACAAAUAUCAGUCAUUUGUAGCAUCAGUUAUUUUUAAAAAUUAUUUUGUGUUUAAGUUCUUGCUUUUGUUUAAUAGAUUUAAACCCUUUGUCACUGCUCACCCAAACCUCUGGAUCUCCCUCCCUCCAAACAUCCAUCACUCUGACUCACUCCACUCUGGGGGAACUGUCAUGUCAAUCAUCUUUAUAUGCAGUCUGUGGUUGUGGCCCAGUUUUGCAGACAGUGGGAUUGGCAGUUCCUAGCAUCUAGCGACUAUCUGCGGCAUUCUGCGACACACACACACACACACACACACACACACACACACACACACACACACACACACACACUCCCUGUAAUACAUUAAAAGGAACA